UUUCUUGUUCCUACCGUGGAUAACCUGUUCCAUACGCCAUGUCAUUUAUGCCUUUAGCUAUUAGAGUAAUUUAUGAAACUUUAUGUUAUUUUAUUUGAGUUUGCAUACUCGCGAAGCGAUGAGUGGAUUUUUAUGAUCAACGUAACUUUCAUUAACGAGAAACAAUAAAGGGAAGAAGGUUCAUUCCACAGAUUAAGAAUUUGCGCUGCAAUCUUCAGUGUCUUCGUCAUGUUGAAGACUCUGUUAUUGAGAAAAUUAGAACACAUGAAUGAAUGAGCGAAUGUCAUCUUCACAUAUUUUUCAAGGCCUGUUAUAAAUGCUAUUUUUCAGGUUCAUGAGCACAGUAUGGAAAUGACGAAGUUACAAAAAUAUUAAAUUAACAGUGAACUAGAAGUGACACAUUCUUUAAACUUAAUAAUGGCAGCCAUAACAAGAACACCCCUUCAAACUGUUCAUGAAUCAGUUCCUGCAGAUCGUGCUGAAGAAUCAACUCCCGUAUCGCGUAGCGGAGCUUCACGUGGGAGAUCCCUGGAAGAACCACAUGUUGGAAGAUACAGGCUUUUAAAAACAAUAGGAAAAGGAAAUUUUGCAAAAGUGAAGUUAGCUAAACAUUUGCCAACUGGAAAAGAGGUAGCUAUUAAAAUAAUUGAUAAAACUCAGCUUAACCCAUCCAGUCUUCAGAAGUUAUUUAGGGAAGUGAAGAUAAUGAAACUACUAGACCAUCCUAACAUAGUGAAACUUUAUCAAGUUAUAGAGACUGAGAAAACUUUGUACCUUGUGAUGGAAUAUGCCAGUGGAGGUAAAUUUUUGCUUUUAAAAUUUGACUAG
Messenger RNA from Limulus polyphemus (Atlantic horseshoe crab), 828 nucleotides. Its product is annotated as MAP/microtubule affinity-regulating kinase 3-like. Gene Ontology annotation, cellular component: cytoplasm. NCBI's taxonomy places the organism in Eukaryota, Metazoa, Arthropoda, Merostomata, Xiphosura, Limulidae. The coding region runs from base 418 to 828 and encodes 136 amino acids. The transcript has 9 exons. Gene Ontology annotation, biological process: intracellular signal transduction; protein phosphorylation; microtubule cytoskeleton organization. Gene Ontology annotation, molecular function: protein serine/threonine kinase activity; ATP binding; tau-protein kinase activity. The record is from RefSeq and is a predicted model, not a curated record.